GAGGCAAAGGCAGCCCCAGAGAGUGUUGAAGUUGAAUUCGGCCAAUCCCACCAUCCUGUUCACUGCUUGAGCUCAAAACCCAGAAGUCAAAAUGUGCAAGGGAUUAGCAGCCCUGCCCCACUCCUGCCUGGAAAGGGCCAAGGAGAUCAAGACUAAGUUGGGCACUCUUCUGCAGAAGCCUGAUACGACCAUUGAUUUUAUCAUACCAUAUCCUGAUAAGCCGGAAAAGCCUGUGAAAACCCAAAAGCCAUCACCAGAAGAGGCUCUGCAGUGGCGUGAUUCCCUGGAGAAGCUUCUACAGAACAACUAUGGACUUGCCAGCUUCAAGAGUUUCCUGAAAUCUGAGUUCAGUGAGGAAAACAUUGAGUUCUGGAUUGCCUGUGAGGAUUAUAAGAAAAUCAAAUCACCCAUCAAGAUGGUUGAGAAGGCAAAGAAAAUUUAUGAAGAGUUCAUCCAAACUGAGGCUCCUAAAGAGGUGAAUAUUGACCAUUUCACUAAGGCUGUGACCAUGAAGAACCUGGUGGAACCUUCACCCAGUAGCUUUGACAUGGCUCAAAAGAGGAUCCAUGCUCUGAUGGAGAAGGAUUCCCUGCCACGAUUCAUCCGGUCGGAGUUUUAUCAGGAACUGAUCAAGUAGCAAUGUUAAAGGCAUCUUGGGAGUCCUUCCUCUACCCCUUCAAGGCAAUCUAUUUCUUUCCAGUAACCUACAAAGUUAUGCAUGAAAACCCUAUCCUGAAGAUUACCUAAUCCAAAAUUAUCCCAGAUGGUGUUGCUGAGAUCUUUUCCUCCGCUUUGUUUUGGAUACACUCAAGCUUGACUACUAUUCUCUCUUUCACAAAGUUAUAAAACCUCAGAAUCUCCAAAUUGGAAGGUGCCCACAGAGACCAUCUAGUCCAGGGAAGCUAUAUGAGAAUCUUUUUCAUUACAUUAUUGAGGGUAGUCAUUCAGCCUCUUCUUGUUGUAUGGAUAGGAUAUAGAGCCUCCUUGUUCACUCAGAUCAGUCACCACAGUGUACUUAAAAGUUUCCCAGGUCAGAGUUAAAGCAAGGGGAGAUGAAGAGAAUCAACCGUAGUGAAGGAUAUGGGGAAAUCCAGUUCAUAUAAUGCAACUAUAUGAUGAUAAUCUGGGCCCAGCAACAGCACUAAUUCUAUAAAUUCUAUAAGGGAUAGUCAAAUAGAUUUUUGUUGUUAUCAUGAUUCAAAGGGAAUGAGAAUGUCAAAGUGAGUACCAUAACUUCAACUGUUGUUGAACCAUUAUGUCUUUCCUGUAAGAGUCAAAGAUUUGUGAAGAAUGGCCCAUUCUAUUUUCUGAAGCAGAUCUUAUUUAGGCUGUUUAAAGACAGUUUGGUGCAGUUGCUAGAGUCAGCCUUGGAAUCUCGUAGACCAGGUUUGAAAUCCUUCUUCUAAUACACACAGCAAAGUCACUUAAGUUUGCAGAGGACCUGAUAAAUCUCUUAGAUUACACACUACUGAAUAAGUUCUGAUCCAUAUUCAUAGAGAACAACUCCUAGAUAAAAUGAGAGGUUUGGAUUUUUUUUUAAAGAUAUUCUUUAAAAUUUUGGAUAUUCCUUUAGCAUCUUCAUGUAGACUGAAAGCUAAAAAUGCUGUUAUCAAUCAUUUAUGUGCAUAUAAAAACAUUUAACACAGUUCUGGAGACUUCUUACAAAGAAAACAUUAGCCCAUGCUGUACAAACAUCAUUCCAAUAGUGAUAGUGUGGUCUUUUUUUUUUUUUUUCAAUCUGGGGUCUUAUCUCAAAAGAUAAUUUUCCAAAUUGCUUUCUGUACCUCAGGAAGUUAAAAUUUCAACACCUAACACCUUAGUAAGGGAAUGACUGAGGCAGAAUGCAAAACCAACUUGUGAUCUAAUGAAAUGAGAAAUAGACUAGAUGGAGAGAAAUAGGAAGUGCUCUGUUUGUAAUAAUUAUUCCAUGGUCAAGUCCUUGGACUGCCCAGCCCUCAUUCUAACAAUGCCUGAGACCUUGAACAAAUCAGAACAAUGAUAAUAAUAUUUUAUUCUUUCAGAAAAAAAAUAAAAAUCCCUGGUAUUCCUUUCCUUCAGCUUCCCCCUACACACACACACACACACACACACACACACACACACACACACACUUUUUUCACAGGAUACUUAACCUCCCUUUGUUGAGCAACUAUUCUUUUGAAAAAAUUGAAAAGUAGGAAAGUAUCUAAAAACUAUAAAGUAUAUAGGUCUACUGAAAAUAUAUGCCUAUUACCCAAUAUUAUCAUGGUUAAUUACUAAUAAAUGACAUUAUUUUUGAACCACCCUCAUUUUUUAGCAAGGAGCAGGGAAGAAAGUAAGGGGGACAUACUUUGACUAUCCCUAGAGCUUGAGGGAGAUGUAGUAGUCAGUAUUUUCCAAAACAAUGUGCUCUUUUAGCAACCCAAUUUCUUUUCCCCAGUUUCUACUAUCAGCACUAGUGAAUUCAUAAUCACAGUAGUUAUUCAUGACCCCAAGAUGCCUCAUACAGCCCUUAACUCAUGGUACCAAGGUAUUUUGUGGUAUGUUUGUACUCAUAUCUAUUUUAGCAUGGUAAGUGAACUUGUUCUAUUUCUUUCCCUGUAGUAUAUGUAUCAAAAUAAUAUUUCUUUAAAUUGUUGUGACAUAGAAAUGAAUCUGGAUAUCUGAGCAUAUUUGAAUCAUAUCUUUAAACAAACUUGUCAAGGCAAUUGAGGUUUCAAUGAUGAAUUUCACUUGGAGGAGAAGGAUUCUGAUACUAGGAGGAAUAAAAUAUAUGUUGUGUUUAAAUCAGAAAGAAUUAAUUGUUUAGUUUCCAGCAAUCUAUUUUCCCUUUCCCAUUCCUUUUUCCCAUUUGUUUCUGUUAUUAUCAGUUCUCAAUUUCCAUAAGACUGUUACUCUUUUAUUCAGUUGUUUCUUAAAGAAAGUAGAAGAAUUGUCCUAACAUCACCCCUUGCUUUAAGAGAAAGCUAACCCUAACCCACACCCAGGCAGAAUUUUUACAGGAUACUUCCUCUCUCCUGCUGAAGCAUUGCUUCACAUUUAGCAAAUGUCAAGGUGGAGGGGAUGAGGUAGGUAGAAUAGACAAGUCAGUGCCCACAAUUUCCUUCAUGUCUGCUAUGAAUCUGUCAUCCUGGGUCAGAUAACAAUCAAUCUAUCACAGAGUGGAGAAUGACUCUAUGUCUAGUUAACUGUGUCUAUUCACCAACCUUCCCUUUCUCUGGUGCCAUAAUUUGUUCUUUUCCCCCACCACUCAGGCAAUCAGGAUCUUUAUUCAAUGGCUUUAAAAUUAGAAUUGCAAUAAGAAUGUGUUUUAAACAGUUACUUUGAGUGCCUUUGAGGGUGGUAUAGACCAGCCACAGGAAAAGAAAAGCCCAAUGUAGACUUAUUGACCCACAUUUUCCAGAGUAGUUAUCGACACAGACAAAAAAAUAAAUAAAACUAGUGGGAAAAUGUGACAACUUGUUGGAUUAUGUGGUUCAGACUUUCAUGAUGAGGGUCAGGGAGUGGGAACCUUCUUUGGCAAUCAGAAGUUUAAAACAUACUGAGAAGAUUUGAGACUGAUUUAAAUGGUGUCAAUAUGUGCACAAAAUGUAAAAAUAAUUCAGCUCCAAAUCCAUAUAAUAUACUAAAUAGCCUGAUAUUUGAACUUAUCUGGAACCUGACUUUUUAGUCUUUCUGCAUCUGUUUGGAGUCACACAUGAAGAACUUGAGAGUUCUUAGCAUAGUUGAAGGCUCAGGAUGAUGAAAUAAAAUUCAGGGAGAAGCUAAGAACUGUUUUCUCUAGAUUUUUUCCUGAGCUGGAGGAUGAGGCACUAAGAGUAUGUUUGUCUCCAAGUCUGUCAAGCCCACUAUUUUCAUUAGACACCCCCAAAUUAAUCGUAGCAAUGUUUUUAAAUGUCAACUAGACAUCUUUAUAAUAGAUUAAGUAACUGGAAAAGACCAUAAACAAAAAAAGCUGAAAUUCAAAGUGGGAAAAACAACUUUUAAAUCUCUGAAGAAAUUUAUCUGAGAACCUUUUUUAUUUAAGGAAUCAGACAAAAAGAAUAUUUACCAAAAAAAUCUCUGUUACAAGUGGUUUCCAUAGAAACAUGGCGAAAAUACUUUCUUUUUCUGGGGAACAGGAGGAAUUGGGAUAUUCAUUCCAGAAUUUUUUUUAAUGUGAUAGUUUUGCAUCUUUCCCCCUCUUUUCCCUUGAGCAAAUUGCCUGGGAAAGUAUGAGAAUUAAUAACAGGGGAGUAUUGUGAUGCUUCCAUUUUCCUUCCUUGUGAAAAUAUAAAUGUUGCUGUAAGUUGGCUUGGAUUGUGUGAGGUUGUGAAUGGUGGAGGAAACAAACAGGGUUCAACAAGAAAAAAGGAACAUGUUUCUUAUCCCAGGACACCUCCCCCAUCAAAAAAAAAAAAAAAAAAGAAAGAAAAGAAAAGAAAACUAGUCCAUGAAAUUAGGCUUUUUGCUGCCUGGA
This is a messenger RNA of Sarcophilus harrisii (Tasmanian devil), 4438 nucleotides long. RefSeq names its product regulator of G protein signaling 5 (gene RGS5). The record is from RefSeq and is a predicted model, not a curated record. The coding region runs from base 92 to 637 and encodes 181 amino acids. The transcript has 5 exons. Lineage: Eukaryota; Metazoa; Chordata; Mammalia; Dasyuromorphia; Dasyuridae.